CUCCUUUCUUACUGUACCGUUAUUCUUUUAUAUAGAUACAGCUCCUUUCUUACUGUACCGUUAUUCUUUUAUAUAGAUACAACUCCUUUCUUACUGUACUCGUUAUUCUUUUAUAUAGAUACAGCUCCUUUCUUAAUAUACAGCUCCUUUCUUACUGUACCGUUAUUCUUUUAUAUAGAUACAUCUCCUUUCUUACUCUCUUUCUUUUCGUACUGUACCCUUAUUCUUUUAUAUAGAUACAACUCCUUUCUUACUGUACCGUUAUUCCUUUAUAUAGAUACAACUCCUUUCUUACUGUACCCUUAUUCUUUUAUAUAG
Lottia gigantea (owl limpet) is the source of this 318-nucleotide messenger RNA. RefSeq lists its product as hypothetical. The annotation marks the transcript as partial. NCBI's taxonomy places the organism in Eukaryota, Metazoa, Mollusca, Gastropoda, Lottiidae. The transcript has 3 exons. The record is from RefSeq and is a predicted model, not a curated record.